Messenger RNA from Megalobrama amblycephala (Wuchang bream), 1504 nucleotides. RefSeq names its product extracellular calcium-sensing receptor-like. NCBI's taxonomy places the organism in Eukaryota, Metazoa, Chordata, Actinopteri, Cypriniformes, Xenocyprididae. The record is from RefSeq and is a predicted model, not a curated record. Gene Ontology annotation, molecular function: G protein-coupled receptor activity. The transcript is spliced from 3 exons. Gene Ontology annotation, cellular component: membrane. Gene Ontology annotation, biological process: G protein-coupled receptor signaling pathway. The coding region runs from base 1 to 1227 and encodes 408 amino acids.
AUGGAUCACGAUUACUGUAAUGUUCCCGAGCCAUCAUCACUAGACCUGGCAUGUGCUAAAAUUGAAGAGCUCUCCCAAGAAGUGGAAGAGCUGAAUAAACAGCUAAAUGAGCUACGCAUUCAGCGUGAUUGGAGCGAAAGAAAAAAGUUCAUUUGUAACUCUGAUGCUCUGUGUUCCUGUCACCUGCAGGUGCCUUUGUCUGUGUGCAGUGAGAGCUGUCCUCCAGGUACUAGGAAGGCUGUGCAAAAAGGAAGACCUGUCUGCUGUUAUGACUGCAUUAACUGUGCAAAUGGAGAAAUCAGCAAUGAGACAGAUUCUUUAGAUUGUCAUAAAUGCCUACCUGAGUACUGGCCCAAUAAUAAGAAGGACAAGUGUCUUCCUAAACCAGUGGAGUUUCUCUCCUGGGAUGAAAUCCUUGGGAUUAUCCUGGCUGCUUUUUCUAUUGCAGGCUCUUUAGUGGCUUUGAGCAUGGCUUUAGUGUUCUACAAAAACAGAGCCUCUCCAAUAGUAAGAGCCAACAACUCAGAGCUGAGCUUUCUGCUGCUCUUUUCACUGACUCUAUGUUUCCUCUGUUCACUUACUUUCAUUGGUCGGCCCACUGAGUGGUCCUGUAUGUUACGUCACACAGCAUUUGGAAUCACUUUUGUCCUCUGUAUCUCAUGUGUUCUGUUGAAAACAAUAGUGGUGUUAAUGGCUUUCAGGGCUACACUUCCAGGAAGUAAUGUCAUGAAAUGGUUUGGGCCUCAUCAACAGAGACUCAGUGUUUUUGGUUUCACUUUUGUACAGGUUCUCAUAUGUGUGCUUUGGUUAACAACAUCCCCACCAUUUCCUUACAAUAAUAUGCAAAUCUACAAAGAAAAGAUAAUUCUUGAAUGCAGUUUAGGAUCAGCUAUUGGUUUCUGGGCUGUACUGGGUUAUAUUGGCCUCCUAGCUUUCCUUUGCUUUGUUUUAGCUUUUCUUGCCCGAAAACUGCCUGAUAAUUUCAAUGAGGCUAAAUUCAUCACAUUCAGCAUGCUCAUAUUCUGUGCUGUAUGGAUCACAUUUGUUCCAGCUUAUGUCAGCUCUCCAGGGAAAUUUACUGUAGCUGUAGAGAUAUUUGCCAUUUUAGCUUCAAGCUUUGGUCUGAUUCUCUGUAUUUUUGUGCCUAAGUGCUUCAUUAUUGUAUUUAGACCAGAGAAGAAUACCAAAAAACACCUAAUGGGUAAAGUACCAUCAAAAGCUCUCUGAGUCACACAGUGCAAUCACCGCAUCAGUGCAUACUAAAAAAUAUUGCAAAUUAUAUAUUCUGUGAUUUUUAAUGCAUCAGCUGUUAUACUUCUUUGCAAACAUGAAAUGUAUGAAAAUGUGCAAAUAUGAAGAUGGAAACAUAUAUAAUGAAAUCAUAAGUAUGUUAAUUUAUAUAUAUAUAUAUAUAUAUAUAUUUCUUUUUUUUGUAAAUUCUCUUUACAAUUAUGUUUGCAUAUGUCAGCUUGCAUACUUUUGAUAAAAUAAAAGACAAUAAAAA